AAAGAAACAAAAAAAAAAAAGAAAAGAAAAGAAGAGGCUGCCUUUUUUGCUGUGUGUUUCAUCAUCUUUUUUGUUGGAAGUUAGCAGGACAACCACAUUCACCGGUCCAUCCACCACCACCACCACCACCACCACCACCAGCGACAGCCAGGCCAGGAUCAACCCCCCGUGCCCCACUCCCGCUCAGCUUGCUUCUCGCUCGCUCGCUGGCUCGCUGGCCUGACAUCACGUCCGCUCCGUCGCUCCCUUUCGCUCUCUUCACCCCUUCGCUCCCUUUCUCACCUCCGUCUCCCUCCGCCUGCAAUUGACCCCCCUCCUCCCCAACCCUACGUGGCCUAUCGCUCCCACCACCACCCAUGCAUCUCUCGCACGACUACUAGACCUCUUGGCUUGAAAACCACAGAGAGCGAUAGAAGGAGAGACUGAGACUGGGAGGAAGAUCCGCCCAACGCUCCUUAAGACCCCCAGGAUAGCUGGCCACGGCCCUCUCCGUCCGCAAAAUGGUCCGGCUCCCGCUUCCUCACCGUAUCAGCAGCAAGGCCAAGGCCCCUAUCUCGUCUCCUACUACCCAAGAAGACGUCCUGGCCGCUCCCACGCCCGUCAACCCCGACUCCAGGCCCUUAAUUCUCAUCACGAGCGUCAUCUGUGGCAGGAACUUGGCCGCCAAAGACAGAAAUGGGACCAGUGAUCCCUAUCUGGUCGUCACCUUGGGGGACUCCCGCCAAUCCACCCCGACCAUCUCAAAGACGCUGAACCCGGAAUGGAACGUGUCUUUCGAACUGCCCGUUGUCGGCGUCCCUCUGCUGGAAUGCGUGUGUUGGGACAAGGAUAGGUUCGGCAAGGACUACAUGGGUGAAUUCGACAUCCCCCUCGAAGACCUCUUCAUUGACGGUCGCAUCCACCAAGAACCAAAAUGGUAUAAUCUCCACUCGAAGUCGAAGAGCGGCAAGGAUAGCGAUGUUUCCGGCCAGAUACAGCUCCAGUUCUCCCUCUUCGAUCCCUCAAACCCCUCCGGCUCCCCGGAAGAAAUUUCCGCCAAAUUCCGGGCCCUGGUGUCCUCUUGUGAUCCUGAGGAAGAGGAAGUCGCCCCCGUCGUGUCUGCGGAAACGGACGAAAAGUCGGAAGAGACCUCCGAUGACACGACAGACGACCUUACGAAGCCUGGAGUCGCCGAAAAGAGGCGCCGAAGACUCCGCCUUGCCAGACUGAGGAACAAAUCAAUUGCUGCCCGCGCAUACGAGUUCUCCGGUGCCAAAGAGGGAGUCUCUGGAAUCGUGUUUAUGGAAGUUGGCAAGAUCUUGGACCUGCCACCCGAGCGGAACGUCACCCGAACAUCUUUCGACAUGGAUCCGUUUGUCGUCACAUCCUUAGGCCGCAAGACACUGCGAACCCGUGUCAUCCGCCACAACCUUAAUCCCGUUUUCGACGAGAAGAUGGUAUUCCAGGUGAUGAAACAUGAACAGUCGUAUUCUUUCAGCUUCACUGUGAUGGAUAGGGACAAGCUUUCCGGAAACGAUUUUGUUGCUUCGGCGAAUUUUCCCCUCCAGACUCUCAUUCAAGCUGGUCCCGUCGCCGACCCCGAAACCGGCCUCUAUCAGUUGCCCGGCCUGUCACAACCUACAGUUACCACACCUCUUGCUUCCAAGUCACGGUUUAGGCUUGCAAUCUCGCGCUCUUCCUCCGCCAACAGCCUCUCCAAAUUGGCAAGACCGGCUUUGAAAUCACGAACCUCCGCCACAUCCCUAUCGAGUCAGUUCCAGCCGGUGGAACAACAAGCCAGCGCCCCCGGCACCGCUCCAUCUGAGUCCGCGCCCCAGCUGAAUUUACCAGGAACCAGUCCUAACUCAUCGGAUGGUACCGCCACGCCGCCCGAUGCCGAUGAUCUAAAGUCCUACAUCAUACCCCUCGUCCUGAAAAACAAGGAUCGAUGGGAAGACAAACAUGCCCCGGAGCUGCACGUUCGCGCCAAAUACAUGCCUUACCCUGCCCUGCGCCAGCAGUUCUGGAGGGCCAUGCUGAAGCAGUACGAUGCCGACGAUAGCGGCAGAAUUAGCAAAGUUGAAUUGACGGCCAUGCUUGAUACUCUCGGUUCGACGUUGAAAGAGUCCACUAUUGAUAACUUUUUCCACACUUUUGCACAAGAGAAUGAGCCCAGCGAUACGGUAGACUUGACAUUCGAUCAAGCCGUGAUCUGUCUAGAGGAAAAGCUUCAGGCACUGCAGAAGAAGACGGUGGGGUCACAGUUACGUAAACUGAUACCAAAUUCUUCCAUGUCGACGGGAGGAAUAGCGGAGAGUGAGAAUCAGUCCAGUGAGGAUUUGAGUCCGCGUCUGGGCCCCUCUAUCUCCGUCAGCGCUGACUAUCGAGGUACAACUACCACGACUAUAUCGCGUGAUGAAUCGAGCUCCAGUGAAGAAGGAACCCUUCAUCCGGACGACCUAGCAGACGAACGGGGAGAAGAGCACGUCAUUGAACUUCGUGAAUGUCCUCUCUGCCACCAGCCAAGACUCGCAAAGCGAUCGGAUGCCGAUAUCAUCACCCACAUCGCCACCUGUGCUAGCCAGGAUUGGCGUCAGGUCGAUAAUCUGGUCAUGGGUGGGUUUGUCACCUCCAGCCAAGCACAAAGAAAAUGGUAUAGCAAGGUUAUCACCAAGAUCUCUUAUGGCGGCUAUAAGCUUGGUGCCAAUUCAGCAAAUAUCCUCGUCCAGGACCGGAUUACUGGCCAGAUCAAUGAAGAGCGCAUGAGUGUGUAUGUGAGACUAGGAAUCCGGCUACUAUACAAGGGUUUAAAGAGUAGAGAUAUGGAGAAGAAGCGAAUCCGAAAAAUGCUCAAAUCCCUUAGUAUCAAGCAAGGGAAAAAAUACGACGACCCUGCGUCUGCGAGUCAAAUCGAGGAUUUCAUCAACUUUCAUCAGCUAGAUAUGUCGGAGGUUUUGCUUCCUCUCGAGGAAUUCAAGUCGUUCAAUGAAUUCUUCUACCGUGCCUUGAAACCAGGAGCCCGUCCUUGCUCUGCCCCGGACAACCCAGACAUCAUCGUUUCGCCCGCAGACUGCCGUAGCGUUGUAUUUGAUCGAAUUGAUGACGCGACGAAGAUUUGGGUGAAGGGUAGGGAGUUCUCAUUAGAGCGACUUCUUGGAAAAGCCUAUCCGGAAGACGUGCAACGUUACAAGGGUGGAGCUCUGGGGAUUUUCCGGUUAGCUCCUCAGGACUACCAUCGUUUCCAUAUUCCCGUGGACGGUGUAUUGGGGACCCCUAAGACGAUAGAGGGCGAAUACUAUACGGUGAAUCCGAUGGCGAUCCGCUCUGCUCUUGAUGUCUAUGGCGAAAACGUCCGCAUUCUCGUUCCAAUCGACUCUGUUUCCCACGGGCGAGUCAUGUUCAUUUGCAUCGGUGCUAUGAUGGUCGGCAGCACGGUCAUCACACGCCAGGCCGGCGAGAAAGUAACGCGCGCAGAAGAAUUGGGCUACUUCAAGUUCGGUGGUAGCACCGUUCUACUCCUAUUUGAGCCGGGCCGAAUGAACUUUGACAGUGAUCUCUUGGACAAUUCCAAAGGAGCUCUUGAGACACUGGUGCGAGUUGGCAUGUCUAUCGGCCAUAGUCCACACGUCCCACAGUACACUCCUGACAUGCGGAAACCCGACGAACUUAUUUCUUCAGAAGAAAGAGAGGACGCCAACCGCAAAAUAGGCGGGGGUUCGACACCAGCGAUACAAUUAGAGGAUCCAUCGCAGUAGAGAAGUUAAUUUAACAUUACUUCCAUGCUUUACCCGAUUGCAUUAUCCAAGAAGCCUUGUAUUUUCAACGACAGCGGCGAGCUUGAAAAAUCUUUUCCUUUACUUUCCCUUGCUUUGAUACCUCUUUGAUCUUGAAAAAUUAAUUUAAUAUAGAUCUGGGCCCUCGACGAGGACCCCCUCCCUUGCACAUGUUUCUUACUGUUGAAAUUACUCAUGUAUGCAUAUAUACUUCCGCAUGCACAUGGUGGAGAGUACCGAUUGUCCAACUCCUUGCAUGCGCAGGGUGAAGAACUCUUCUGGUCUUAUUUUUCCUGUCCUCUGCGAAUAUGUAGAUUGGGUGUGCCGAGCUGUGUCUUGUGCCUGGAAUCAUCUAGAGAGGAAUAUUGUAUAGCUAAUACCAACUUCUGAUAGAUUUGGGGGCUUAUCUAUUCUAUUUUCACCCCUCCUCGAGGGGAAGUUCUGCAUUCAUUCUGCAAAGAAGUCGAGCUUCGGAUCCAUGUGAUGGCGAGCCGUGGAAGCAUGCUGUUAGCUGCAUGACGAAUUUUGGGUUCAACAGCGGCGCGGGCCGCCAUCAGCGAAGCGCCCCGAGUUAAAUAGUUAACUGGAAAGGUUGAUAGAGCCCAGCCAUCCCUUUGCUUUCGCCAGUCCAUCUUCCAGUAGUUAUACCCCACCGAUCAGAUAUGAGUUCCCCGGGCGUGCAUGAAUUUUAGCUGCGGGGUUUUAAUGUUACAAUGA
This is a messenger RNA of Coccidioides immitis RS, 4469 nucleotides long. Its product is annotated as phosphatidylserine decarboxylase. The coding region runs from base 501 to 3734 and encodes 1077 amino acids. Gene Ontology annotation, biological process: phospholipid biosynthetic process. Gene Ontology annotation, molecular function: calcium ion binding; phosphatidylserine decarboxylase activity. Lineage: Eukaryota; Fungi; Ascomycota; Eurotiomycetes; Onygenales; Onygenaceae. The transcript is spliced from 7 exons. The record is from RefSeq and is a predicted model, not a curated record.